Messenger RNA from Cordyceps militaris CM01, 2037 nucleotides. RefSeq lists its product as uncharacterized. NCBI's taxonomy places the organism in Eukaryota, Fungi, Ascomycota, Sordariomycetes, Hypocreales, Cordycipitaceae. The transcript has 9 exons. The coding region runs from base 1 to 2037 and encodes 678 amino acids. The record is from RefSeq and is a predicted model, not a curated record.
AUGUUUCACUUGACUAAUAAAGAAGAUGGCGAUUUCAAGGACGCGAAUCACGCGAGUUGGUAUUUCAACGGUAAAAAAGGCGGGCGUUUCUGUACCUGUCGUGAAUGCCGUUCUGAUGGGAGAGCGUAUAAGGACUCCAGCGCCAUUCUUGUAGGGCUUGUAGGGCGCAAUCGGGGGCGAAAACGCCGCAGGGACGGGGGGCCAGGAGCGCUGUGCGCCGUUAGGCGAUGCCCGACGCUGUUAUUUCAAAACGAACUUGGGAAGACAGCCGCCGAACCUCUCUUGUUCACCAUCGCCAGCCUGACUUCCUCCCCUCUGCGCAUUUACGGAAUCCUUCUGGCCCUGCCCACCAACGCCACACCACCAGAGGCGCCCUUGCGAACCGUCCACCUGUAUGGUCUUGGUGGGAUCUGCACCACGUCUGUUCACCUCGUCGCCUUGGUAGUUAACUACCAGGUAGCCAGCGCCAACUCGGCAAAUUUGGUUGGCUCCGCCGCCACGCCGCCACGCUCAGAGCCUUCCAACCUCGAUCCCACCCGGAGCAAGACACCCCUGGACUUGACGUCUCGCGAAUCCCUUGUCUUGCCCUUGACCGUCCACAAUCACCAUCGGGGAACCGAUCCUGCCCCAUUCAUCAAUCUCCUCUUGGUCCCGAAUUGCAGUGCCUCGGCAGGGGGAUACUGCAGCGCCGCCAGGACUCUGUCACCCCCGGCCUCGCCCCAUAACGAAAUAACGAGAUUGUCCAGCCGGUUCGCCUCUGCCCUCAAGAUUGACGACCCCCAGUUUGACUUGAAGUAUUUUGGCCCAUGGUUCGCUGAAAUCCCGGUCCGUAUGGGCACCUGCGAGCUUUUGGAUAUUGCCGCUGAAUCCUUUCUCGAUGCUCAUGAUGACCUGCGCAGCGGGCGAAAAUCUACAAAGUGGCCUUCCAACUACAGAAAGGCCAUCACCUCGCUCUCAAAUACUUUCCAAGACCCGCGACAAACAAAAUCUCCCUACACCCUUUGUUCCAUCUUCAUGAUUAUGGUUUCUCAGAUGUGGGCAUCCAAGUCGGCACAGGGCUACAUGAUCAACAUGGAGUGCAUCUGUACGGCACUCAACUCCACAAUCGACGAGCCGUGGGACGAUUCCUUUGCUCAGUCACUACGCCAAAACUUGAUAAUACCUGUAUGCAAUGAAGCAAUCCUCAACCCCAAUUUAUCCAUCGAUGUACGAUACCUCGAGAUUGUCAAACCGAGUUUCGGCCCGUAUAAGCCUCUAGACAAAGAGAGGGGUCAGACUAUCGAGAGUCUCGACUUGCCUUGCCUGAUGCGCUUUCCGUACUUCAUCCGCCAGCCGGAGAUGCAUCAGAAUGACAUGAUCCGCGAAUACAUGCGAAUGCAAACUGAGUGUCCGUUUAUACGGCGCCGGGUGAUGGAAUAUUACAACUUGGUCGAAGCGCACAAAAAAAAGCCGCGUCUAAACCUCGUCAGGGCAUACAUGCUACUGAGCGAGCAAUACAAUAUGAUGCUGAGCUCUACCCUCAUCAUGAAUUCUUUCCUAUUAGCCAUGGAUCCCACAAAUAGUAAGCUCCAGGAAGACGCCCUGUACUAUUCGCAAGAAGCCAUUUGGAUCACACGCAACUUAGCCGGACAGCUGGCGAUGGGGGCAGGCUUUAUGCCAGCAGCCCUGUUCGCGGCCUGGGUUGCCACCGACGACAGCGAAGUCAUUGCCGAUAUUACCUCCAUUAGGGACCAGCACGAUUGCUACUGGACGGAGUCACACUACGUGGAGCAGUACACGACCAUGAAGGAGCGCGUCCGCGAAAUCCGCGACAGAAAGCUGGUAGAGCUUGACACCGCCGGGCUACAGUGCAUGGAUAUGACCGACUUCAUAGUGUCGGAUGGCUUUGAGUACGGCUGGGGUUUGGACGCACCACUGGUCGACUUGGAGUAUCUGCAAGACGGUAACCCCCGGGGCCUGGUGGCGUUUGGGACAGGCUGUCCGUGGGAGCAGGUGGAACUGGACUACUGCAACUGGGAUCCCAACCUGCUGUUGUAG